This is a messenger RNA of Phasianus colchicus (ring-necked pheasant), 7862 nucleotides long. The record is from RefSeq and is a predicted model, not a curated record. Lineage: Eukaryota; Metazoa; Chordata; Aves; Galliformes; Phasianidae.
UCCAUCUGGGUGGGUGCGCGAGCGAGGGCGAGCGCGGGCCGCGGUGCGCUGUGGGAUACGGCGGUAUAUAGUCUAUCCUCGGCGCGGCGCGGCGACAGCGAGGGGGUCAGGCGGGAGCGGGGCAUGAAGAUGGCGGACGCCAAGCAGAAGCGGAACGAGCAGCUGAAGCGCUGGAUCGGCUCCGAGACCGACCUGGAGCCGCCCGUGGUCAAGCGCAAAAAGACCAAGGUGAAGUUCGACGACGGCGCCGUCUUCCUGGCCGCCUGCUCCAGCGGGGACACGGAGGAGGUGCUGCGGCUGCUGGAGCGCGGCGCCGACAUCAACUACGCCAAUGUGGACGGGCUCACCGCGCUCCACCAGGCUUGUAUAGAUGAUAACGUAGAUAUGGUGAAAUUUCUGGUGGAAAAUGGAGCAAAUAUUAAUCAACCAGAUAAUGAAGGCUGGAUACCUCUACAUGCAGCUGCUUCCUGUGGAUAUCUUGAUAUAGCAGAGUAUUUAAUUAGUCAAGGAGCACAUGUAGGAGCUGUAAAUAGUGAAGGAGACACUCCAUUAGAUAUUGCUGAAGAAGAGGCAAUGGAAGAGCUGCUUCAGAAUGAAGUGAAUAGACAAGGGGUUGAUAUAGAGGCAGCUCGAAAAGAAGAAGAGCGAAUAAUGCUUAGAGAUGCACGACAGUGGCUCAACAGUGGCCAUAUAAAUGAUGUCAGGCACGCAAAAUCUGGUGGUACAGCACUUCAUGUUGCUGCUGCUAAGGGCUAUACAGAAGUCUUAAAGCUUUUAAUACAGGCUCGCUAUGAUGUAAAUAUUAAAGAUUAUGAUGGCUGGACACCACUUCAUGCUGCUGCUCACUGGGGUAAAGAAGAAGCAUGUCGCAUUUUAGUGGAAAACCUUUGUGAUAUGGAGGCUGUCAACAAAGUGGGGCAGACAGCAUUUGAUGUGGCAGAUGAGGAUAUUCUAGGAUAUUUAGAAGAAUUACAAAAGAAGCAAAAUCUGCUUCAUAGUGAAAAACGUGAAAAGAAAUCUCCCCUAAUUGAAUCCACAGCCAACUUGGAUAAUAACCAGACACAGAAAACAUUUAAAAAUAAAGAGACAUUGAUUAUGGAGCAAGAAAAGAAUGCAUCUAGUAUAGAGUCUCUGGAGCAGGAGAAAGCAGAUGAAGAGGAAGAGGGAAAGAAGGAUGAAUCCAGUUGUUCCAGUGAAGAAGAAGAAGAUGAUGACUCAGAAUCUGAAGCGGAGACAGAUAAGACCAAAACCUUGGCUAAUGCAAAUACCACAAGUACACAGUCAGCAUCGAUGACUGCUUCAGUAGCUGGAGGUCAGGGGACACCCACAUCACCUCUUAAGAAGUUUCCAACAUCUACAACCAAGGUUUCUCCCAAAGAAGAAGAAAGGAAAGAUGAAUCUCCUGCUUCGUGGAGGUUAGGUCUUCGAAAAACUGGUAGUUACGGUGCACUUGCAGAAAUUACUGCUUCUAAGGAAGCUCAGAAAGAAAAGGACUCUGCAGGUGUUAUACGUUCUGCUUCAAGUCCUAGACUUUCCUCUUCAUUGGACAACAAAGAAAAGGAGAAAGAUGGAAAAGGAACUAGACUUGCCUAUGUUGCACCUACAAUACCAAGACGACUGGCCAGUACCUCUGACAUUGAUGAAAAAGAAAACAGGGACUCGUCUGCUAGCUCAAUACGUAGUGGCAGUUCCUAUGCAAGGAGAAAAUGGGAGGAAGAUGUCAAGAAAAACAGUUUGAAUGAAGGUCCUACAUCCUUAAACACAAGUUAUCAAAGAAGUGGCUCCUUUGGUAGAAGACAAGAUGAUUUGAUUAGUUCUAAUGUUCCAAGUACUGCAUCAACAGUUACCUCUUCUGCUGGUCUUCAGAAAACACUGCCUACCAGCGCAAACACUACUACAAAGAGUACAACGGGUUCAACUUCAGCAGGUGUACAAAGCAGUACCUCAAAUCGUUUGUGGGCUGAGGAUAGUACUGAGAAAGAAAAGGACAGUGUUCCUACAGCAGUGACGGUUCCUGUUGCACCAUCUGUUGUAAAUGCUGCGGCCACUACCACAGCCAUGACUACAGCUACUUCUGGCACUGUGUCCUCAACAUCAGAGGUCAGGGAGAGACGGAGAUCAUACCUCACUCCAGUACGGGAUGAAGAGUCAGAGUCCCAAAGAAAAGCCAGAUCCAGGCAAGCAAGACAGUCCAGAAGAUCUACGCAGGGUGUAACACUGACAGAUCUUCAAGAAGCUGAAAAAACUAUAGGAAGAAGUCGUUCCACACGAACCAGAGAACAAGAAAAUGAAGAGAAAGAAAAGGAAGAGAAAGAAAAGCAAGACAAAGAAAAACAAGAAGAAAAGAAAGAAUCUGAAACUAAAGAUGAUGAUUAUAGACAAAGAUAUUCCCGAACUGUUGAAGAGCCAUAUCAUCGCUAUAGACCAACUUCAACUUCAACUUCUUCGUCAUCCACUUCUUCGCUCUCCACCUCCACUAGCUCUCUUUCAAGUUCAAGUCAGCUAAACAGACCAAACAGCCUUAUAGGUAUAACUUCUGCCUAUUCUCGGAGUGGAACAAAGGAAAGUGAGAGAGAAGGGGGCAAAAAAGAGGAAGAAAAAGAAGAAGAUAAGUCACAGCCCAAAUCUAUACGGGAAAGGCGGCGACCAAGAGAAAAACGACGAUCUACAGGAGUUUCAUUUUGGACUCAAGAUAGUGAUGAAAAUGAACAAGAGCACCAGUCUGAUUCAGAAGAAGGAACAAAUAAGAAAGAAACUCAGAGUGAUAGCCUUUCAAGAUAUGACACGGGAUCACUCAGUGUGUCUUCGGGUGACCGUUACGAUUCAGCGCAGGGGCGAUCUGGGUCACAGAGUUACCUCGAAGAUCGAAAACCUUACUGCAGUAGACUAGAAAAAGAAGAUAGCACUGAUUUUAAGAAGCUUUAUGAACAGAUUCUAGCUGAAAACGAGAAGCUGAAAGCACAGUUACAUGAUACCAACAUGGAACUCACAGAUCUUAAACUACAGCUGGAGAAGACCACUCAGAGACAAGAAAGAUUUGCUGACAGAUCGCUCCUGGAAAUGGAGAAAAGGGAAAGAAGAGCUCUAGAAAGAAGGAUAUCUGAAAUGGAAGAGGAACUGAAAAACCUGCAACAAAUAAAGCAAAUUCAGUCUUUGAGGCACAUAAAUGAGCGACUGGUGAUUGAGAAUAGGGCCUUGACCCGUGUGGUUGCCAAGCUGUCAGGGUCCUGUAGGCAACUGCGUUCUGUGGACUUGUAAUUUCUUCCAUCUCCUUUGUGUAGCCAGGCAGGUGCUGACAAUAAGUUUGUGCUUGGGUAGAAUUGUACUAUUAACACCUGUGUGUUGGAAGAUGACUUACUGCUUGGUUAUGGAAGUGUGGCUAAAGCAUGGUGUCUGGUGUACCAAAUGGAGAUGCUGCAGCUAUAUUGGUAUGGUGUGGUAUUGUUGAUACUAGCACUGAAGCUUGUGGUUUUUCCCUUGUAGCUAAGCUGGCAAGGGUUUGCGAGAUCUUUGACGCCUUAACACCCUGGCAACAAUUUGAAGGGAUUUGUGUUGACUUUGCAUUAGGAUACACUGAAGUCACCAUUUAGAUGUUUGAAUAAAUGCUUAAAUCAACAGAUUUAUCUCUGGUUUUCUAACAAAUUGAAGAAUGGGUCUUUCAUACUGCAGUAUAAUUAAAAUGCAUAGAACUGAACCAAAUCUAGCUGCAACUACAGAAAGUUUGAGAGGUGAAAGUUGAGAUUCUGGUGCAGUACUCUGCGUUUCUGAACAGCUGCAUUAGCAACUGUAUUUUUUACAUUUGUCUGAUUUUGUGUUCAGACAUUGUCAAAGUCGUCCGUUAAAUAUAUAUCAGACUUGAAAGUCAAUUCAUCUUUUCUGUACAAAAUUCCUGCGUGGUGCUGUACAAUCCUUAUUUUUAUCUAGACUAAGCUUAGAAUUUGCAAUUUUAGCACUAGUUUGAAGGUUAUUGAUAUCUAUUGCUACAUAAGCAGGUGUUCCAGUUAUGGACCUACAGUCCUAUCGUGCAAGGACUAAACAAACAGACACAAAAACACUCUACCCAGAGUGUUAGAUUGGUUUAUACUUACUGGGUCAUCCUGUCUGGUCCCCUUCUGCUAAAGAUAUGAACUGUUUUAACUGCCACUUUGGAAAAAAACAUCAGUUUGUUGUAGUGUUAUUGUAGGGCUCUUUGGGAAACCCACUGGAGGUUCAAAACUUCUGCAUGGAACAGAGUAUGGUUUCACUCCGUGACAAAUCUAUCAGGCUUUCUUCUUCCUCUUUCAUAACAGCUGUAUGAGGUGGAGGUUUCAGUGAGAUUCUAAGAUUUGUAGGUGAAGAUAAAAUAAUUUUCCUUCUGCACAGUGAUUCUUGCUACCGUGCUUCUCCUUACUUGUCCCCCCUUCCCUCUCAGAAGCAAAGAGAUGAGUGCACACUUUUUCUUUCUGCUUACGGAGUCAGAUCUCAGGUUUUCCCAGUCAAAGGCAUGAAAUAAAUAGCAAGUUUAUCCUUUGGCUUUAUGUCUCCCUGAAGUUGACCUAACAAUAGGAUGUGGAUAAAAAGGUUGCUCCUAGUCAGCACCCCGCAUUCCUGAACAUUCCCUUGCAUUAACCCUUAGUGAAUCAGUCAGCUCUCUGACCUGGCUGAAAAGAAAUCCCAUUAGUGGUUGUACAGUUUGAUCCAUCUUACUGCAGCAUGGUUGUGUAACUAAAGCUAGCACUCAGCAGCAGGAGCGUGUUGCUGCAGGAGGAGGGGGAACUGUCCCUUCAGGGCAGCCUGUCUUAGACCAGCUUCAGCUAACAACUUGGGUUUUCAACACAGCCAAGCUAAUCUAGUGUCAGCUGUCCACAGCCACAUGUCCCUACAAUGGUUUUUUUGCAAGCACUGGCAUUCCUUUAACCAUGCUAAGCCUUUUCAAUAUGUUAAACCACAGAAAAUCAUUCAGUAUUCUCUUUUUUAGAGGAAGUUUUCAAAGGCAGAUCAUGGUGAAGCUCAAGGAGCAGCACUAGCAAAGAAAAGCAAUGGCUACACAGCAGGGAGACUGGACGUUUUGAUGGUAGCUUGACCAUAGCACUGUGGCUGAUUAAUCUGAACAGUUGUCUUGACAGUGCAUGAGCUUUCUCUAAUCUUAAUGUACAAAGCUCUUUGUUACAUGCAAACUGUUAAAUCCUCCAGCAAAUAGAGACAUUGUUACUGAGGUGGUUCCAGCAAGUGGUUAUUGAAAAAUUAUUUGAUCUGCUACAGUACUGCAAAGUUACCAGCUAAUUGUAUAAUACAGAUAGGCAAAAUAAUGCAUUUUGAUCUAAUUCAAGAAUCUCAUCAAGACAAGAUACUCUAUUACUCAACUGAAAAAGAAAUUGGAAUUUAAAGUACUAAGUACAGUAUGUAAUUGCAAAUUGUAGUGGGUUUCAUGCAGAGCUUUUUCUCUGCUUCUCCACGUGAAAGGCAUGUGAUACUAUCUCAUAAUAAGUUUGAGUACCAUAGGAAUGCACUGCUCCAAAACAAUUGCAUAAAUGUCUUUAGUUGGGCUUAAUAUGUAGUUUUAUAUGUCAGGAUUAGUAUAGAUGGGAAGUGUAAGUAUUUUAUGUUACCUAACCUUAUCCUUUCCAAUAAGUCUCCUAUUACUUACAACUCCUUUUGUCUUCCACCAAUCUUCCUCUAUUCUUUAGCAGACUUAUAAGCAAAAGAAAAUAUUUUCUUCAUAUGUAUUCUGCCUAUUACUUUAAUGAGGAUUUAAAUUUAUCCACGGAGAUUUGCAGACGUGUAAUGGUAUCGGAUUAUGUUAAAGCUCUAAAUUUGAACGGGGCCUUUUUGCUGCUGUUAUUAAAAUGAUUAAUCAGAAAAUAGAGCAGUUUCUGGGUCUGCCUGCAUAACAUAUUAUUGACUGCUGCUCCCUAGUCACUAAGUUGAAGGACUGUAAAAUAACUGGAAUUGCUGUGGUUAGACGGACUCUCCAGAUUGGUUCUUGCUCCUUCUUGUUCCAGUAGACCUCUACCCAGUGUCACAACAUGACACUAACCUGAGGUCACAAAUCCAAGGCAUCAGAAUGAAAAAUACAGAACUUUUGAUCCCUAUAUGUGUAUAUAUUAGAAUUCUCUUGGAUAGUGCAAUAGCUUCUUGCUUUCUUCUUCCUGAAGGCACUCAUGGAGUAGGUAGCAGUAUUAGUUUAACGGUCCAAACUCACAGAACACAAAAUUAUCCCCUCUUAAGAUUCAGGUUGUUUAUUUUUGGGGUUUUUUUUGUGUGUGAAUUAUCUCACUGUAACUUUUCAGAAAUCAAAUCAAUGUCUCUUCAGAGCAGAUACAUGACAUAAAGUGGUGGUAAUAAGCUAUCGUACAGUGUAAAAAUCACAGAUGAUAUUUGAAAAUUGUCAAUUGAUGGCUUGUGUUGCUCACGUUCAAAUAUGUUGACGUGGUUUUUGAAAGCAAUUGGUAUUUAUAGCACUUGAUAUUCAGAGCAUGGCUUUCACUUGACUGUGAUUGAAGCUGUAAAAUUAAAGUGCUCUGACUCCCUGUGAAGAGUUCAGUUUGGGUGACUUGCCCUGAGCCGCACUAUGGAGUAGAGCUAGAAUCCAGGCUAGCAGAAUGAUUCUAAUUGUGGAAAUGACCUUUUUUUCCACUUGUUAUCUUGUUACCUUUUGUUUCAUAUACUCUGGUAUUUGCAGGUAAAGAAAGUAGAGAACCCAUCGCCUCAGUCACGUCUUGUGCACCACCCUGUUCACUCUGUGAGAAUCUGCUGCUAGUGAACUGAUUGUAGACAGGAAUCCUUUGGAGGAGAUGUGUAAAUGAAGGCUUAAACUUCACAGUUCCUUCUGCUCCAUAAUAAUGUUCUGAGUAUAAUGGGUCUACAAGUAUGAUUUUGCAAGGAUAAUAUGAAAGCAAAAGUAGUGGCAUGGAAAUUUCAUCAUGAAAAAUUAAGUAUAGGUCAUCGGUUGGACUUGGACCUCUUGUGUGCUCUUGCACCUUGAAGGUUCCUGAAUAACUACACUGCAGGAAUAGGCUGUUGCCUCUUGUGGAAACCUGCUGUUAGAAACCAUACAUGUAAUAUAGCCGUGAGUUUUAUAGGUGGCUUGUUAUCAGUGUGUGAAUACUGACACUUGAGAAUUUCUGAGAUUACUUCUAGUUUCUCUGAUAAGUUUGCUCACCCAGUACAAAGCUCUGUGUGCUGGCUUGUCCUCCUCUCCUGUCUGAUCCUGUCCAACUCUCACCUCACUUGGCUUCUGCCUUCCAGCUCUUGUGUUUGUGUGUCAGCCAUCUCCUGUGGCAACCUUAACUUGCCAUCUCCUAACCGGUAUGCCUGAGCGCGCAGCCUGGUGUUUCAGUGAUCUGAUCUUGUGUGAACCGUGCUAUUCAGGGAUGGAACCUCAAAGAACAGGAUGUGCACUUGCACACAAGUUUGGAAGCGAUUGAAAGAUUAAUGCUUUGAGUUAAUAAGCUGAAUCACACUGUAUCUGAUCAGGAUGAAAUCAUCCAAGAGAAUGGUGGCAGAUAUAAUUAGCUACAGCAUGCUAUUUUGAAACUGUGCAAGUGCAGUGUAGACGAGCCUCUUUAAAUUGUCACUGAUUAACAUUUUUUGCUUUGCACUGGAAUCUGAAAAAUUGCUUUCCUUAUGCUACUCUAAAUGCUUUUGUGAAGAGGCUGCUCAUCUGCACCACUUCAUUUUAGUGCACCUAGACCAGGCAAUUGAAAGUUCUUAAUGUAUAGCUCCUAACUCUGUCGUGCUAAAAGAUGAGAAUUUUCUGAACUGCUGAUGCAAAGGGGGCAAUUAUGACCAAAAUAUUUCAACUGAGUGAAGAUUUUUAUCCCCAGUGCUUGUCUGCUCUUGUUGCUGUUACUUGGAGUAUAACAGCAAAUAACCACCGUGUU